Drosophila nasuta is the source of this 7294-nucleotide messenger RNA. RefSeq names its product trafficking kinesin-binding protein milt (gene milt). Lineage: Eukaryota; Metazoa; Arthropoda; Insecta; Diptera; Drosophilidae. The record is from RefSeq and is a predicted model, not a curated record. The transcript is spliced from 5 exons. Gene Ontology annotation, cellular component: cytoplasmic vesicle; mitochondrion. Gene Ontology annotation, molecular function: myosin binding. The coding region runs from base 229 to 4137 and encodes 1302 amino acids. Gene Ontology annotation, biological process: protein targeting; vesicle transport along microtubule; mitochondrion distribution.
AUGUGGAGCCGUCGCCGGCGUUUGGGGAAUCGCUCUAUUACCAUUCCGCGUGCGUCGUCGGUCUGUGCGCAUUUCAAAAGUGUGUUGUGUCAAAUGACGGCGGCGCGCCGCUAGAAAUUAAUAGUGCCAAAAAGAAAAAUAAAAAUCAAGACUGUAGAUAAAUAAUAAAAAACAAUGUCCCAACAACCACAAUAAUAUCAACAUUACCAACAAUAAAUUGAAAUAAAAAUGUCACUAUUCAGCGACAUCUUGCAAAAGAAACAUCAAGAGCCACAGCAUGCCAAAUCCACAACUAAACCAACUUUACCCAUUAUCAAUGAGCUGGUUAUGGACUCAGAGUUGGAGUCGGAGGCGGAAGAGUCCGACGAUUACAGUCUCAACUUUGUUGCUGGCCUCGGGACGACAAUCCAGCAUUUGAACAGCACCAGCUUGAGUAACAGCAUCACCAGCAGCUCACUGAACUCUCUGACAUCCAGCUGCACAAAAGAGUCGAAUACGACGAUCAGUGAACAACCGUCAAAUGCCAGCAAACACUUUGAGAACACAUACAAGCUGCUCGGUAGGCAUCUCGAGAGCAACUGCCUGCGCACUGCGGACAAGUUGCAACAGCUAGACAGACUCCAAGCCGAAAGCAGCCUGGAGAGCAGCAGUCUGAGCAGCUUAACUAGCUUGAAUAGCUCCUGUGCCGCCGCCUCGCUGUCGGCCAUUGUCAAUGGCACCAAGCCGGCUCCCACUCGUCUUGAACUCGAACUGGAGGCCGUUGAGCGCAUGCGCGUCAUAGUCCAGCAAAUGAAGACAACGCCCAAAGAGUCACAAUCAGUCAGUGCAUCUGCACCACUCCUGGCACUGUUGCAUGAUUUCGCUGCCAAAGGACAACCAGCUUAUAAUGCCAAUCCCAACAACAGCACGCCCUGCACUCCUGCUCCAAGCCCCAUUACGGGUGCUCUGCCUCCUGAGGGACCCAACUUCGAGCUGCCCCCAGGACUGCUGGAAACAGCUAGCUCUUGGGAGCUCAUGUAUUAUGCAUCCAAAAAUGUCGAUGGCAAGAAUUGUCUUAAAGUUGUGCGCAGUCUCUUGACCAACAAAGUUCUAUGUGGUAAUCGUGUCAGCCAAAUGACUCGCGCUUACGAUGACAUUGAAGCUGUGACGCGUCUGCUCGAAGAGAAGGAAAAGGACUUGGAGCUGACUGUGCAAAUUGGCAAGGAAUUGCUAACUCAAAACAAUGGACUUGAGGCGCGUGUUAGCGAUCUGGAAUUGGAUCUGAAAUCUGCCAACGACGAUCGCGCUCAGCUCCUACAUGAGCUACACAAAAAGAACGAACUGAUAUCGGUGCUAACCAACGAUGCAGACGAUGGCACAGAUGCGGACACACCCACAAUGUCCAAAUCGAUCACGCUGGAUCUGUUGCAAAAGAAAGUGAAUUCAUUGUUGGAUGAAAACAAAACACUAAAGAGCGAAGCCACACAGUUGGCGCAUCAGACGGACGAAGUGGAGGAACACGAGCGACGACUGAUGGCGGAUAUCAGUGCACAAUUAAACGACGCGAACUCCCAAUACGAUAAUAUCAGUUUGGAGCUGGAGCGGCAGCGCGAGGAGAAUCGCUUGCAGCAUGAGCAGAUUGUCAGUUUAACGGCACGCCUGGCAGAGGCAGAGAUGCGACUGCAUCAGCUCACGCAGGACAACGAUGAGCACUUGUCGCUGCUGCACGUGACCAAAGAAAAUCAAAAUGCAUUGGCUCUCGAGUUGGUAGAGUUUAAGCAGCGCUAUGAGGAAGUGCUUGCAUUGCUGCACUCUGCCCAGGAUCAGUUGAAGCAGCAGCGCAAGCGAUCGCAACCGCAGGCGCGCAGCUCCUUCCUGGGCGGACUGGGCACUAAUGGAGCGGCUGCCGCCGUCGCCGUAGAGUCUUUGCAGUCGGAACUGAUGGAGUCUUCGCUGUACUCCGAGAUUAGUCUGGAUUCGGGCAUAUCGGGCGACAGCCAGCGCAGUGCAGAUCGCAUUAGUCGCAUGAUGUCACAGUUGCCAGGUGGCAUGGGAAUGGGUAUGACCACCAGCCUGGGAUCGAGCAGUAUCUAUGGCCAGCCACCAUAUAAGCGUGCAUUUGAUACGGUGCGCUGCGCCACUAAAUGCGGCAACUACAUGGACAGUGGAAAUGUGUCGAUGACGCAACUGGGUGCAAUGUCCAUGAGCAGCUCAUCGGGACCGCGAAUGGCGUCGAUGGCCUAUCCCGCUGGAUCUUAUUAUCGCGGAGCUAGUGGCGGCAGCAGCAAUUCGCUGGGUCUUAAGACGCUUUCUAAUGAAAGCCUCAACUCGCAGUCAGACGAUGGCUAUCCAGCACAACCAUCUGGUGUGCCUGGCGCUCCAGGGGCUAAGGAGCUAGAGGCGGCUCUCAAACGCCUGACACCUGCCGAGGUGUUGGCUCGACGCGCUAUGCUCUCCUAUGCUCCAGCCGGCACUUAUAACUAUGAUGAGCCCCAUCAAGGGCGAUGCGGCGGAUCCGCUGCUCAGGCGGCCGCUGCAGGAUUGGGCAUGGGCAUGAACUUGCCAAUGGGCGUGCGCACACCGGACAGCAUUAUGUCAACGGGUUCAGGGUCUUCGGGUCUCACAACGCACCAGUGGCGUCUUCCAGAGAAACUGCAGAUUGUAAAGCCUAUGGAGGGAUCACAAACGUUGCAUCAUUGGUCGCGCUUGGCGACUCCAACACUCAGCGGCCUCUUGGAGGAAAGACCUGGCGUCACCAUACGUGGUGGUCGCGGUCUCGAUGAUCUGGGCAUGCAGGUGUACACGCUAUCUGAUGUGGAGGAGGAUGUCAGUGAGGAGCUGGGUCUCGGCAAGCAAUUUGAAGCGCCUGGCUGUACCUAUACGUAUACUAAUAGCAUGGUAAUGCAUCCGGACGAUGGCUUCGUCAACGAUCUUUCAUUUCUCUCCCAGUCGCAAGUAUCCUCUCGCAUGGCAUCCACGUCAACAUCAAGACAACCAAGUUGUCCCGCAACACCACGUGCUGGGAUGUCACGGAAGAACUCCUGCUCGACGUUUUCAGUUAAUUUGGGUCUGGCUGGCAUGCUGAAUGAACGCGGCAUUAAGGCGGUGACGCCCAGUGCUCUCAACACUCCAGCUGGUCCAAAUUACUCUCCGACAGUGACGCCCUGCAACAGUCCAGAAGGAUCACCGCCUCGCGCUCAAUCGCCUGAGCCGUUAUUUGGGUUGCUAUCGUCUGGUGCCGAUUUGAUAAGACGCAAAUUAGUUGGGUCCAACAGCUCUUCAGAUGCGCAAUUACAUCGGAGCUUGAGCAAACAGCAGCAUCAGCAAAAGGUGAUGCUAUCGCAGCUGGAGCGAAGAGCUCUGCGUUCGCUGAAUUUGAUCGAGAAGGUGGAGAGCAUCGGACUGGAGAACAUAAUCAGUGCACAGCGUGGACAUGGACGUGGCAGCGGCAUUGCGAAUCGCAGCAGUUCGCCUCUGUCACAGUUGAGCAACAGUAGCUGCGACAGCCUACAGAGUUUACAUACUAGCAGCAACAGCAUCGUGGACGAUAUACACUUUGAUCGCGCACAAAUCAAAGGUGUUCUGCACCGAGGUCUUAAAUCCCCUACACCCACUCCAGUUACAACAAAUGCAACACAGAUGCCCAGUAGCAGCAGUGCCACAACGAGUGCCUACAACAGCGAGGAUAGCGACGAUCAGGGCAUUGUGCUACAAUUGAAACCCAGUGCAACAUCAACAACAACGACAACUCCGGCAACACUGUCGAAACAUUCAGCUGGAGGAGCAGCUGCAGCAGCAACGGCAACAACAGUAAACGGGUCGGGCAUGGGAACUGGAGUCUCUGCCGUCGCUACGGCCAGUGAAACACGCAUCAAGCAAAUGCAACGACAGAAGUCGCGACGUAAUCUUAAAAAUGGUAUGGCUGCUCAGCGUCCCGAUUUGGGUACCAUUGGUGGUGCUAGUGGGGGCCGCGUACGUCCAGAUCUUGGCAAGGUCUCAGAUAGCAGUGGUACACCAAGUACGGCAACAGCGUCAUCAAUGACAGCCGCUAAGAGCAGUGAUAAUCUAGACUCGAGGGCGGCUUCUCAGAGCAUUACUCAGUCAUUUGUGGGUUCGGUUAGUUCCUUGUUGUUUGGUCGUAAGGGCGGUUGGCUGUAAACGUAACAUGUAUACACCCCACAAACUCCUCACUCCCCAUACACACUAGUAUAUAUUUAUAUACAUGUACUCACGUAUGGAUGCUAGGAAGACUCCUUAAAAGAGACAAGCGCGUCGGAUUAUGAUUUCAUUUUACAGUUUUAGUUUAUUAUACCUAUAUUUAUAUAACAAUAACAAACAAAACACAAAAGCCACACGAAAUAAUAAAAUGGGUUCUAUUUGUCACCGUCUCUGCUCCUGCUGCCGUCGUCGCCGUUGCAGUGACCACUUAUUUGAUGGGCGACUUUUUGUCGCGAUGGAUGUUAUGCAACACUGGCGACGUCCACUGUCUUAGUGUUUGUAGCUGUGAUUUGUAAAUAUUUGUAGUAAAAUGUUUAAAUUUAGUAGUUAAUAUUAAUGAAACUUUCACUUGUUUUUUGCUUAUACAACGGCGACUAACUUUAAGCUAACCAGAACACAAAUAGCAACCAGUACCGACCCAACAAAAAAAUAAUAGUUAGUGCAAACAACAGUUAGUUCCAAAGCAGCUUUUUAUUUACUCAACAACAUUAUCGUUAUAAUUAUACUUACAACAAAUAUUGUUUUUGCCAAUUUUGUAUUUAUUUCCAUGUAUGUUUACAUAAAGGAUACGAAACGAAGAUAGCCUACGAUAUAUUUUAUUUUUCUUUAACAAAUUUUUGUGUAUAAAUAAAAAAAAAUGUGCGAUUUAAAAUUAUGUAUAUAAGAGAUAAAAAGAAACUAGUGGAUAUGCAAAGAUGAACAUAUAUUUUUUUACACAUGUAUAGUUUACGUUUUUGCUUUCCACUUGCUACAUCUUCAAAUAACAUUUUGAAUAAUUUACCCGCUUGCAUUAUUCUAAACUGUAUAUUUCGUAUAUUUUCUUUGGGCUUUGUGUGCGCACACAUAUAAGGAAGAGAGUAUCCCAAAAUGUUUACUAUUUGUUUCUAGUCUUGUUCAGUACUCAUUUGGCUAUACGACUUAUUUGAUGCAUAGCUCCUAAAUUGAGUGCCUAAGAUAUAUCCAUGCAAGCAUCUGAUCAAAAAUCGAAAUACUAAUUUGUUUUUUGAAGAUUCAAUAUUUUUCUAAUCGAUUUAUGUGUUAAUUACCACCACUGUUGGCUAACAUUACACAGUUUACACACAUGUUAGUACAGCUCUGUUAGAUAACUGCAGGAAUUCAGAUAACACGACAUAACAAAUGCAAUAUUAUUACAAAUCAAUAAUUAAAUAAAAAAUUGUCUGCUUUUCUUAUAGUAAUUUUUGUUUAUCAUUUGAAUUUCAUUGACUCAGAUAUCACUCAAUUUAAAAAAUAUAUUAAAAUCAAGAGCAACGUAUACAUAUAUUGACGAAAUUCUACUCGCUUUGAGAAUAUAAGUUUACAAUACCAAAAUAAAAUAAGUAAUUAUGUACACAAAGAGGAAACCGGCAUUAAAGGAGUGUGCCACCCUCCCCCAUAAACAAACAAAAAUGAAAAUGUGAAAGUUAUUAGUUUUAAUUAUUAUCAAUAUAUUUAUUUACGUAUGCAAAAAUAAAGAAAAACAUCGUUAAAUAUAAACUUUUAUCAGUCUUGUCUGGAUUAUUAAAAAUUUUAUUUUAUAAGCAACUUAAACAAAAAUAAUGCAAUUUAUUUCCAUAACUCGUUACUGGUGGAGUGUUAGAUGUGUUUAUCCAUGAUGGCGCGGGUCUCCGAGAAAUACCAAGUAAAGCGUUUGUAAGGAAGUUUUAUGUUUGUUAACCGUGUAAAUGAUUAUUACCUACCAUUGAACAAAAUCAUAUUUUGGAUUUUCUACAAAACGUUUAAUUUUCAUAUAUCGUUUUUAUUUCAUUGUAAUGACUAACAUUUUAAAAAAUUACAAUUCAAUAUUGGAUAAAUUAAUUGUAAGCUUUAUAUUUUUGUAAUUUCUGCUUUAUCUUCACUAUAAUUUAUUAAAUUUGUUAUAUAAGGUUUGUUUCAUUUUUUUCUUCAUGUUCAUUUUCUCAAUUUUCUUCGAAGUGUUAUUUUUCAUUUUUUUUUAAUAUAUAUAAUUUUCUGAUGUUGUUUUGCUUGCUCAUUUUGUAGUAUUGCAACUAUUGCGGGUAUUAUUUAAAUGUAUGUAGUCAUUAAUGUAAAAAUUUGUAUGUACGGUAUUUAAUAUUGUAUAUGCUUUAAUAAGUAAUUUAUAUAGUUAUCCAACUUGCAGCUUGGUAUAGAACAGAAAAAGAAGUGCUAGCAAAAAUGUAAAGGACGAUAGGACCAUUUGCAUUUCAUAAAGCGUACUUUACUUAGUAAAAGAAAGAAUUGCAAUAUAAAAUCUGACUUAACAUAGUAUCUUCUAGAUUCUCGUUCGUUGCUACCUCUUAAUUGUAAUGUACUCGUGUUUAUGUUGUUUGGAUUUGGUUUUUAGAAUAUAUGUUCUCACUAUGCAAUGAGCUAGUUUUCGGAUGGGCGCAACGCUAAACUAAACAUGCAAUUAAGUACAUUUGUCUAAAAGUUAUAUACUAUCAUCAUUGAAAUGCAGUAUUUAGUUCAUAUAAGCAGAUUGCAUCCUUCCACUAGGGUCAUAUAUUUUUAAUUUUCGUGGUUUAUAGUGAAUCAUUUUUAGCGCAUCCUAUAACUUGUAUUGCUAACAUGGUGAAUUAUUGUUUAGCUUUUCUUGAUCUUUUCUAUAUUUAUUGCUGUGUUGCCUGACCCUUGACAGUAUGUUCAAUUGAUUUCGUUACGGUUUAUGGGUACAUCAUAAUCUACUGCUUUUACUGUUAUUUAUAUAUAUGUAUGUAUAUAUACUCCCGAUUACAUCCAUUUAAUGGAAGUAAAUUGGUUUGAAAUAAUAUUAGAAUUGUUACAUAUUUUUUGGAGCUGUUUUUGUUUUGAAAAAUUAAAUAAACAUAAAUUACAUUAAUUAAUACAUACAAUUUGAUACCAAUACGAUUAUGGGUUUAUCUUUAGUUUUAUCUAAUAACUGGGUCGCAAUUUUUAUAUAUUUUUUGUGGGUGUUUGAAUAGCUUUAGUUUUUUUUUUAUUUCGAUAAAUUAUUUCAUGUUUUUUUGUGGUUUUUUUUUGUUUGAAAAAAUGAACACUUUUUAUCUGGUGGGAAUAUACAUAUGGUUUUGGAAAUCUAUUGCACAGAACAUGAAUUUUUGUGGCCAUUUUUGUGCUUUAGCCGCGCUUUGGGCUUGUA